GAAGACAACGAUUUAAGCCUUAACGAAGUUUGUAGUGAGGACUCCAAUUUACAAUGUGAAAAAAGAAGAAAAUUAGAUGGUGAAAAAUCAUGCGAAAAGCAGGAUCCUUCUUGUGCACAGUCAACAUCGGCAUCAGAGAACAUUGACCUGUCGUGCUCAUUGUGUUCAAAAAUUUUUUAUGAUGUGUGCUCCUUACAAAGGCAUACAAUAUUAGAGCAUAUGAUAAAAAUGGACGAAACAAAGUUAGUAAAUCAAAAUUUUCAGCCAUCUAGAGCGGCGCUUUGCGAAAAGUAUAAUUUGUUGAUAUGUCAGCUAUGCAACCUAGAACUUCCCAAUUUGGCCACCUUUGGUGCUCAUAUGCGAACACAUAUCUCACAGCAGCAUCUUAACUGUUCAGUUUGUGGCUGCGAGUUUGAAUCUGCUGAGGAUCAUAUAAGCAGUCAUUUGAGGGAAAAUCGUUGUUACCUAUGUAUUGCCUGUAAUGCCCGUUUUGAGAAGAAGGAACUGUUGUUAUCACAUGUUCAGACUAAUCAUAGCCAACACCUUCAGUCUUUCAGUUGGAAUAACAGUAGCCCCCGUACGCAUCAGUCAAACGGUGAAGGUGUUGAUAGCCGAGGAACAGAAGGUUCCAGUCUUAUU
This is a messenger RNA of Enterobius vermicularis (human pinworm), 639 nucleotides long. Lineage: Eukaryota; Metazoa; Nematoda; Chromadorea; Rhabditida; Oxyuridae. The record is from the annotation of a GenBank genome assembly.